This is a messenger RNA of Anguilla anguilla (European eel), 6999 nucleotides long. It is a transcript of the gene col22a1, whose product is annotated as collagen, type XXII, alpha 1. The coding region runs from base 299 to 5215 and encodes 1638 amino acids. The transcript is spliced from 66 exons. The record is from RefSeq and is a predicted model, not a curated record. Lineage: Eukaryota; Metazoa; Chordata; Actinopteri; Anguilliformes; Anguillidae.
GGUUGUAGCAGUACCUCACCUCAGUUUUUAUCCACACUGCGCACUGGAUUGUUGCCCUGGAUUAAUGAUAAUUAUUUCAUUUUUCUUUUCUUGAGAGGGCAUUGGCGGAGAGUAUGUUUUGAUGCAGGAUGCUGUGGUCCUCUUGGGUCUGGCAAUAAGAGCACUAUACAUACAGGCAGCUGGAGUCAAAGGAAACCAGACACAGAGAAGUCCUGUAGGAGUGCAUGAUUAAGAAGCCAGGAAAAAACCUUGAUGGUCACUCCCUCCUCUGCCAGGAAGCACUUCAAUCGGGGCAGAGAUGGUUUUGCGAAUUGGAUUUAGGAUUUCUCAGAUCCUGAUCAUACUCGCACUCACACUUUCUGGAGAAAGAGCGGAUGCACAGAGAGCAGGCUGUAAAAAUGUCCAUUAUGACCUGGUGUUCAUUUUGGACACCUCGUCCAGCGUGGGUAAGGAUAACUUUGAGAAGAUCAGACAGUGGGUAGCCAACCUGGUGGAGUCCUUCGACAUUGGGCCCGAAAAGACGCGCGUGGCCGUGGUCCGCUACAGCGACAGGCCCACCAUCGAGUUCAACCUCGGGAGGCACAGGACACUGGAGGACGUCAAGAGGGCGGCCAGGAACAUCCGCUACCUGGGCGGCAACACCAUGACCGGCGACGCCAUCAGCUACACCACCAGAAACAUCUACACCGAGCUGGCCGGGGCCCGACCGAAGGCCCGAGGCAUCCAAAGGGUGGCCAUCUUGCUGACGGACGGCAGGAGCCAGGAUUUUGUCCUGGAGCCGUCCAGGGAGGCCCACCGGGCCGGGAUUAGAAUGUUCGCUGUGGGCAUCGGGGAGGCGCUCAAGGUGGAGCUGGAGGAGAUCGCCGCCGAGCCCAAGAACGCCCACGUCUUCCACGUGUCGGACUUCAACGCCAUCGACAAGAUACGGGGGAAGCUGAGGAGGAGGCUUUGUGAGAAUGUGCUCUGUCCAAACAUGAAGGUGCAGCCUGAUCGAUUUAAGCCCGACAGCACAAGCUCAGGUCUGGAAGAAGUCCCAGGAUUUGACCUCAUGGAGUUCUUUAACGUGAGAGACAUUUUGGGGACAAAGUUCGAAGAAGGCCAAAGCUCGUUUGUGCGACUUGGAACAAUGCCAAUUGUCCAGCAGACUGAAGAUGUUUUCCCUCAAGGUCUACCGGAUGAAUAUGCCUUUGUGACCACUUUCAAGUUCAGGAAGACCUCCAGACGGGAAGACUGGUACCUCUGGCAAAUAUUUGACAAAUAUGGUAUACCACAGGUGUCUAUCCGCCUGGAUGGGGAGAAUAAGGCUGUGGAAUACAAUGCGGUCGGUCUGACCAAGGAUGCUGUGAGAGCCGUCUUCAAAAACCCCGAGGUGGACAACCUGUUCGAUCGCAACUGGCACAAGAUCGCCCUCAGCGUGCAGGCCAAAUCAGUGGCCCUCUACCUGGACUGCAAGCACAUACAGACGCUGCCCAUCGAUGACAGGGAGGACAUCGACAUCCAAGGAAAGACCGUCAUCGGCAAGAGGUUAUACGACAGCGUGCCGAUUGAUUUUGACCUCCAGAGGAUGGUGAUCUACUGUGACUCGAAGCACGCCGAGCUGGAGACCUGCUGCGACCUCCCUACCGGUCCUUGCCCCAAGACGGUCGUGACCGAGGCACCCCCUGUUGAGAUCCCCACUCCCACCCCCAAGAGCAAGGAGCAGCAGACUGGCCCUAAAGAUGUGAACUGCUCUUGUCCUGCAGGGGAGAAGGGAGAGGCUGGUCUGCCUGGAACUGGAGGUCCCAGGGGUGAAAAGGGGGAUUCUGGGAUACAGGGCCCAAUGGGACCUCCGGGACUCAAAGGACAGAAGGGAGAUCCUGGCAAAGCCGUGUCUAUCAAAGGUGAUAGAGGUGAAAAGGGUGCAGAGGGCUCAAAAGGUGGAUCUGGAGAUAAAGGAGGAAAGGGGGAAAAGGGAUCAUAUGGGCUUCCUGGCCUGGUUGGAAAAAAAGGAGAGAGGGGAGAAAUAGGUGAAGCAGGAAAAACAGGUGAAAGAGGAUUGGCCGGCCCCCUGGGACCAAAGGGGAUGCAAGGGGAUUCAGGACUUAAUGGGUUACCUGGUCCCAAAGGGGUGUCUGGUGAAAAAGGCUUUAAAGGAGAUAAAGGAGCAGCCGGAUUAAGGGGGGAACCUGGUCUGGAUGGAUUUCCUGGGAAGCCUGGUGUUCCGGGGAAGGACGGUAUACGAGGAGGCGUCGGGUUGCCAGGAGCUAGUGGUACCAAAGGUGUAAAGGGAGAAAUUGGUCUACCUGGACUACCUGGAGAUGUGGUGCAAAAAGAAGGCUUGAAAGGAGAGGCUGGACCCCCAGGUCCCCGUGGCCCCCCAGGGCCCAGCGGCUCCCCAGGACCAGUGGGUCCACCCGGUCCCCAAGGAAUACCCGGGGCGCCUGGUGAAUUUGGUCAGAGGGGUAAGAAAGGUGAAAAUGGACUACCCGGAGUGGAUGGGUUACCUGGACCACAAGGUCCUCCUGGACAAACUGGUCCUCCUGGAAAAACUGGCCCUCCUGGACUCCCCGGAGAAAUCGGAUUUUCAGGCAAACCUGGCGAGCAGGGAAAACCUGGUUUACCUGGUAAAGACGGGCUUGAUGGAUUCCCAGGAAAUGAUGGGGCAAAGGGGCCUCCAGGUGAACCAGGUCUAGAUGGAUUUCCUGGAAAACCCGGCCCUAAGGGCGCGGAUGGCACUGUUGGUCCCAGGGGACCUGCUGGGGAGAGGGGGGAGGCCGGACUGCCAGGACAGACGGGCGUCGCUGGGCCGAGAGGGGAGAAGGGCUCUCAGGGUGAACGAGGACGGGAAGGAUCUUUUGGGCCUAAAGGAGAUAGAGGUGACAAGGGUGACGUGGGGCCCAAGGGAUCGCCCGGACUCCCAGGAAAUGUUGCCAAUAUAAUCCCAGAGCCUGGCGAACCAGGGAAACCUGGAGAAAGAGGCGAGAAGGGAGACCAAGGGAAACCAGGAAACAUUGGUUCUAGGGGAUUGCCAGGUGAACAGGGUCACCGCGGUCCACCAGGUCCACUGGGACCGAAGGGAGACGCAGGUGUCAAAGGAGAGACUGGGCGUGCUGGAGAUCCAGGUCCGCCGGGUCAGCAAGGCCAACUGGGUCCUCGCGGGUUGCCAGGCAACGUGGGAGUCCCUGGAAAAACAGGCCCCCCCGGACCAGUGGGGCCGAGAGGAGAAAAGGGAGAAACAGGCAAAGAAGGAAGUCCUGGUCCCCCAGGAACCCGCGGAGAGACGGGCGUGGCUGGAAUCCCUGGGUUACCGGGGAAAGGGAAGGACGGACAGCCUGGACCACCUGGAUCACAAGGACUGCCAGGACCUCAGGGCCCCAAGGGUCCCCCUGGAGCCCCAGGACUGCAGGGACUUCCAGGAGGCAGGGGUCCCCCUGGAGAGGGCACCACCGGACCCCCGGGACCUCCUGGACAAAAUGGUGAACCAGGUCUCAUGGUAAGAAUGGAAAUGUUCCUCAGUUGGAAUGAAGAGCUAAUUUACUUGCUAUCCAACCAGGGUGCUAGGGGUCCACCUGGUGUAGCUGGUCCUCAGGGACCUGCUGGACACAAUGGUUUACCAGGAAGGCCAGGAGAGAAGGGGACAACCGGAGAGCCGGGGAAAGCCGCUGACAUCUCACAGUUAGAUCUGAAGAAUGUGUGCUCAGACUGUCCACCGGGCCCUCCCGGAUCCCCCGGCAUGCCAGGGGUUCAAGGGGACAAAGGGCUUCCUGGAACCGCAGGAAAGGAUGGCCAAGAUGGGUUCCAGGGACCGACAGGGCCGACAGGCCCACCCGGACCACCUGGAGCCGAAGGAGCAAAGGGAGUAAAAGGUGAUCGAGCACAUCCUGGUACGCCUGGGGAGAAAGGUGAAAAGGGACAACCAGGAGCUCCUGGAUAUCCAGGAGCUGCAGGCAUGAUGGGUCAACCGGGUACUGAUGGUCAACCAGGACCAAUGGGCCCUCCAGGACCCCCUGGGGAGAAGGGCAAGGAGGGUUUGAAAGGGAUCCAGGGACCACCAGGUUUACCCGGUUUAAUGGGAAUGGCUGGAAAGAUGGGGAAAGAUGGUCGUCCAGGAGAGCCAGGGGAACCGGGUAAACAGGGUGAAGUAGGGCCCCCAGGCAGAGAUGGACUCAGAGGACUUCCUGGUUUUAAAGGCCAUAGAGGAGAACCUGGACCACCAGGAUCUAAGGGUGAAGAAGGGAAGCCUGGCCCCCCAGGAAGAGAGGGAAAGCUAGGAAAAGAUGGUAAUCCUGGGCCCCCAGGACCAGAGGGUUUCAGGGGCCAAAGAGGAGAACCGGGCAACCCGGGUGAGCCUGGCCCAUCAGGAAAACCAGGAGCCCCUGGGAAUCCAGGCACGCAGGGGGUCAAAGGAGAGGUUGGAAGCCCUGGGUUACCAGGAUUCUCAGGUCCAAAGGGACCGUCGGGACCACCUGGUCCGAUUGGUCCAGAAGGAAAGCAAGGUACUCCUGGGAAACAAGGGGAGCGAGGUGCCAAAGGAGAAAGGGGUGAUUCAGGUAUCAAGGGAGACAAAGGGCCUACUGGGGACCCUGGACAACCAGGAACUCCUGGUGUUCCUGGUCGAAAAGGGCACACAGGCAUGAUGGGAAUGUCAGGGCCUCCCGGAGAACCAGGCCAAUCUGGGCUUCCCGGAGCACAAGGACCACCAGGCAACCCAGGCCCACGGGGAGAGUCAACAUCACUGGAACACUUGAGAAGGCUUAUUCAAGAGGAGCUAUCAAAACAGUUAGAUGUCAAAAUGGCAUACCUCAUGGCCCAGAUCCAGCCAGCCCACAUCAAAAGCACAGCAGGUCGCCCAGGACCCCCUGGCCCUGCAGGCAAAGAUGGAGGUCAGGGACGACCAGGCCCUCCUGGGGAGUCGGGUAUGCCAGGCCAGCCAGGGGGAGAUGGGAUUAGAGGGCCAAUGGGCCAGAAAGGUGAAAGAGGAUCUAAAGGCGAAAGAGGUGAAACUGGCGUGGGACAGAGAGGAGAGAUCGGUCCACCCGGUCCUGCAGGUGCCACAGGGACACCCGGUUAUGGAAAGGACGGCAUGCCCGGGACUCCGGGCGUUCAGGGAGAGCCAGGAAACCCAGGUCCCCCGGGGCCAUCGGGCCCUUCGGGACCCACAGGACAGUGUGAUCCCUCUCAGUGCGCUUACUACGCCAGCCUGGCAUCAAGGCCCGGCAACGUCAAGGGGACUUAAAGCACAAAGACCUUGGACCGUGGCUAUUUAUGAACUUGGGUUUUCAGCAAACUAUGAACUGUUCGUUUUAGAAAAAAAAACAAACAACAAAAAAAUCCCAGUAGCCUCUUUUUGGGGUUUUGCUGCCGGUCAGAAUUCAUUUGGGGUGCGGGGGAGGUGGUUAGGAAUGGGAGUUCUGAUUUUUAACUUUAUUGUCAGGAAUAAGCAAUGAGAGGCCACCAGCUUGGCUGCUCUGAACAGCAGCAGUAUUGUUCUUUAAAAAAAAAAAACAAAGCUCUUAACUGUUUUUCGAAUGAUGUCUUCUAUCCUCAGUUCUUUUGUUACCUCACUUUUCACCCAGGAAUAGAUUAGCUUUUGAUACAAAGCCAAAUGAUGGUCAAAGAAGAUCUGCAGCCAGGGGUUUUGGCCAAUAAUUAUCCAAUGAAGGAUAAUCGUAGGUGAUCACUCAUGGGUGAGAUGAGUGGCUUUGGGGAAAAUAAGAGCUUGAGACAAAUUUAAAAUACAGUUUGUGAUUUUCACUCAAGAUCUUGAAAGAUCUUCCAAUUUGUGGUAAACUAUUUACGCUGAGCAGUUUUUUUAAGCUAUGGGUAACGCAGUUAUAUAAAUUUAACAUUAUGGCCCAGGUAGAUGUAUGUAAAUUCCACACUUCCUUUUAUAAUGGCCAUCUGUGUGUUUCUUUUGCAAUAAUAAGUUUGUUUAUGCUUGCAUCUUCUGUCAAUUUGUUGCACCACAAGCAGGUUUAGUGGGAACACCAUGAGAAAUCUUACGUUGUCGUAAAAGUAGUGGAAAAUGGGGGCAGGGAUGAAGAGGGGGUGUCCGAGACGAAUCACUGAAUGCUUGCAGCUCAUCUACAUGGAGGGUAUUGGAUGAGACAUAGAAGACAUCAGCUUUUACCCCCCAUCCGAAUUCCCCCAAAAUCGUUCUAGACUUCUGAUAUACACCCAAGCUGUCUGGCUCAGUCCUGGCCUACAGCUUACCAGGGCCUCUAUUGUUUGUCCUGAUAAAACCCAUUAUAAAGUUGAGGGCAUGCUUAGGAGGAGAGGCACUAAACCUCAAAAAAGACCCUUUGAAAGCAUUAUUUCCAUCCUGGUCUGUUUUCUAUAGUUUAUUAACAUCCCCUUUGGGGACACACGAGGGAAGGUCUGGCUCAGGGCUGCUAUGAAUUGAAGACGUUGUUUUCCAAAUUGCUUGCUGCAUUACGGAAUGCACACAGCGUUCUGAUCCCCCUUAUUUGGACUGCCACCAAGGAAAUCAGUUUGAAGGAUCCGUUCUGUCCCUGUUGGACCAAUUAGAGCCUCCUCGAAAACUUGGAGGAAAUGGGUGAGUCUGCAGUAAAUGUAACUACAGCCUACGGUGGUGGUGGGGGUCAUUCAUAUUCUUUCAGGGGAAAAAUAUUAAUCAAAAAAAGAAUUUGUGUUGUAGUUUUGCUGUUAAUACCAAGGUUAGAAAUGUUUCAUAAAACCAGGAUGCUUUAUGUCUGAAUUUUAUAUUUCAGCUGGCUGGUAAAUCUCCAGUGUCAUUGGGGGCAUAAGCUCAUCUCUGGUCCUGAGCCAGGACACCACCGAGGAUCUCUCGUACACACACACACACUCCCGCUGGGCCAAAAGCCCAUUUACCAUCUGUAAUGUGGCUACUUUUGAAGGUCACCUAGAGCAGUUUUCCGUUGCGGAUUAUUACACAGAGAACCAAGGGGCAAAGGAACAGCAAGAAAAUCCUGCUGUGAUAUCACAGAGGUUUAACAGAGUUUUCUUCAGUUGUUACCAGUUGACAAUGUCUUCAACAGA